ACCCAGCAGCUUGAGGAGCGGGCUAAGGAAGUCGGACAACAUGCCUUCCAGGCUGUAUCGUCGUUUGCGUGGUUAUGGCCUUUUCGCGGAAUAAUCUUCGCGGUGACCAAUCCCAAGUUGUUCGUCUCAGUGCGCCCGGCGCUGCUCAAAUCCCUCGCGCUUUCGACCGUAAUAUUCAUCGUCUUGCUCAUCUUCACAUAUCUGCCACAAAUGGCGAUCCUCGCUCUCAUAACAGGCCCUCUGGCACCUCUGUUUGCCUUUGUGCUCAUCGGCGCGGAGUCGGUACUGAUCCUCACCCUGCUGGCCAAGCCGCUCUUCCUCGAGCCAGCGCUGACGCAGGUUUUCGACGCGACUCUGAUUGCUCGAGGGCAGCGAGAACUCGUGAUUCAGGGAAAGAAGCGACUGGGAGCAAGCAGCGGUGGCAAGGGUCGUGACGUUGGAAAAGCGUUGGUGAGGCCCUUGCAAGGCUUCACGCCCAGCGGUAUCAUCAAGUAUGCCUUAUCCCUGCCUUUGAACUUUGUCCCCGCAGUCGGGACCGCCUUCUUCAUCUUGUACAAUGGUGUCAGAGAGGGACCCGGCUGGCAUUCACGCUACUUCCAGCUCAAGGGGCUCACAAAGCAGCAGAGACAAGCAUUCAUCGAGUCACACAGGCCGGAGUACACUGCCUUUGGUGCAUUCACGCUAUUGCUGAACUUCGUUCCUUUCGUUGGAUUGCUGUUUAGUUUUACCAACACUAUCGGAGCCGCGCUAUGGGCAGCAGACAUGGAAGCCAAG
Molecule: messenger RNA, 774 nt
Organism: Gloeophyllum trabeum ATCC 11539
Lineage: Eukaryota; Fungi; Basidiomycota; Agaricomycetes; Gloeophyllales; Gloeophyllaceae
Exons: 4
Source: RefSeq, a predicted model, not a curated record